AUGCAAUCUAUAAAGAAAACUUUGAAAUCUUAUGGUUCUUACAACAAAUACUCCAGAAGGUUUUCCGUAAACGGAAACCCAGAUUCCGAGCACGAGCAGCUUCCAAUCCUCCGAGAUCAAGAAACCCGCCACCCUUAUCUGAUGGCCGGAGAUGAUGUUGUCGUGAAGAUUGAUGAGGGAGAACCCGCUCAGGGAAGCAAGAUUUGGAGGGAGUCCAGCUAUGAUUUCUGGCAGAAGGACGGCACCGCCGGUGACAAUGCUCGCGAUGAGAGUUUUGAUUUCCGGCAAAAGGGUCAGACGGAGGACCCGCCGUCGAAGCUGAUUCGAAAGUUUUUACACAAGCAGCAGGCUUCCGGCGAUAUGUCGCUGGACAUGGAUUUGGAAAUGGAGGAGCUCCAGAACGACGGCGAAGGAGACGGCGACGGCGACGGUGACGGCGAGGAGAAGUUGACGCCGGUGGAGGAGUCUCCGAUGACCUACCGGAUGUCGAAGGAGCUCAAGGUCUCGUUCGAGGAACCCGCUUCCAAUGUGGUCGAGGUGGCGAACGAUACUCCUGUUAGAAGAAGGCACAGCAAGGACUCGCCGUCGCUCGGAGAUUUUCAAAGGCCUCCGCAACCGCCGCAUCACGACCGUCGUCGGUCUCCGUCUCCGGCUCAUAAUGGUGAUGCCGAGGUUUUGACGUGUACCUCGAACGCUUCAUUUGAAAGGAACCUUUCGAUGCAGAGGAAGUCCAUUUUGUUGAAGACCAAAACCAGGUCCAGAUUGAUGGACCCGCCUGAGGAACCCGACAGGAGAUCGGGUCGGGUCCCUAAAUCCGGUCAGCUUUUUUCCGGGUUUCUGGGUGGUAAAAAGGGUGAUGAUGAGGAAGAUGAUCCGUUUUUGGAAGAUGAUAUUCCUGAUGAGUAUAAGAAGACCCAUUUUAGCUUCUGGAUUCUGCUUGAGUGGUUGAGUUUGAUUUUGAUCAUUGGUGCACUGAUAACCACGCUCAGUGUUUCAAUUCUGAGGGACAAGAAUCUCUGGCAGCUUAAGUUGUGGAAAUGGGAGGUGAUGAUUCUGGUUCUUAUUUGUGGUCGGUUGGUUUCUGAUUGGGUGAUAAGGAUUGCUGUGUUCUGCAUUGAAAGGAAUUUCCUUUUGAGGAAGAGGGUGCUCUAUUUUGUGUAUGGUGUGAAGAAAGCAGUUCAAAAUUGUCUAUGGUUGGGCCUUGUUUUGAUUGCUUGGCAUUUUUUGUUUGAUAAGAGAGUUCAGAGGGAGACUAACAGUGAUUUCCUGCAAUAUGUCACUAAGGUCUUGGUCUGUUUCUUGAUUGGUACUUUGGUGUGGUUGCUGAAAACUCUUGCGGUUAAGGUUCUGGCUUCUUCAUUCCAUGUAAGCACCUACUUUGAUAGGAUUCAAGAGUCACUGUUUAAUCAAUUUGUAAUUGAAACACUUUCGGGGCCACCUUCGAUAGAACUUCAAAAGGCUGAAGAAGAGGAGGAAAGGCUUGCUGAUGAGGUUCAGAAGCUGCAGAAUGCUGGGGUUACCAUACCCCCUGACCUUAGAGCAACUGCCUUCCCUACUCUCAAGAGUGGGAGGUUGAGGAGUGGAAUGCUCCCGAAAAGCCCCAGAGCAAAGAGUAGCAAGUUUUCACGGCCACUUUCCAAGAAGUCAGAUGAUGGGAAUGGGAUAAGUAUUGAUGACCUGCAUAAGCUGAAUCCAAAUAAUGUCUCUGCCUGGAAUAUGAAAAGGUUAAUGAAUAUGGUCCGGCAUGGCGCCCUUUCUACAUUGGAUGAACAGAUACUUGACUCAACUAAUGAUGAUGAGAAUGCCACGCAAAUUAGAAGUGAAAAUGAGGCUAAAGCAGCAGCAAAGAAAAUAUUUCAAAAUGUUGCUAGGCGCGGCUGCAGGUAUAUUUUCCCGGAGGACUUGAUGCGUUUUAUGCGAGAAGAUGAAGCUGCAAAAACCAUGAAUCUCUUUGAAGGAGCUUCUGAUUCUGGGAAAAUCAGCAAAUCAGCCUUGAAGAACUGGGUGGUCAAUGCAUUCAGGGAGAGGAGAGCACUUGCUUUGACAUUGAAUGACACUAAAACGGCAGUGAACAAACUUCAUCGAAUGCUCAAUAUUUUAGUUGCCAUUAUUAUACUGGUUAUUUGGCUCUUGAUAUUGGAAAUUGCCACCACCAAAUUUCUUCUCUUUGUGAGCUCACAGCUUGUCUUGGUUGCAUUUAUAUUUGGAAACACCUGCAAGACCGUAUUUGAAGCAAUUGUUUUCUUAUUUGUCAUGCACCCAUUUGAUGUGGGAGAUAGAUGCGAAAUUGACGGGGUCCAGAUGGUUGUAGAAGAAAUGAACAUAUUGACAACCAUAUUUCUAAGAUUCGAUAAUCAAAAGAUUAUGAUACCUAACAGUGUCCUCGCUACUAAGGCCAUAUAUAAUUUCUACCGGAGUCCUGACAUGGGAGAUGCUAUCGAAUUCUGUAUACAUGUAUCUACCCCAGUUGAAAAGAUUUCACUCAUGAAACACAAAAUACAGAGUUACAUUGAUAACAAGAAGGAGCAUUGGUAUCCUUCACCUUUUAUAGUCUUCAAGGAUCAUGACCAAUUAAACAUGGUGAGAAUGGCGAUUUGGCCAACUCAUAGAAUGAACUUCCAAGACAUGGGAGAAAGAUUUGUGAGGAGAUCCCUUUUGAUUGAAGAGAUGAUCAAGAUUUUCCGGGAGAUUGACAUGAAUUACCGUCUCAUGCCACUUGACAUUAACGUUAGAGGUGUUCCUACCACUUCUGACCGGCUUCCACCUAGUUGGACUACUGUCCCAAAUUGAGUACAACGAACGAAAUCCAUGUAAUGUAAUUAUUAAUUAGCCUGUCUCAUCUCAUGUUGGCAUUAUCUGCUGCUACAAAUUGUGACUAUUUAGCAGGUAGGGUAGGAUGAUUGUAUAAAGAGAGUUCUUUGGAUUCUUA
Messenger RNA from Gastrolobium bilobum, 2929 nucleotides. Its product is annotated as mechanosensitive ion channel protein 6-like. The record is from RefSeq and is a predicted model, not a curated record. Gene Ontology annotation, cellular component: plasma membrane. Gene Ontology annotation, biological process: transmembrane transport; monoatomic anion transport. Lineage: Eukaryota; Viridiplantae; Streptophyta; Magnoliopsida; Fabales; Fabaceae. The transcript is spliced from 5 exons. Gene Ontology annotation, molecular function: mechanosensitive monoatomic ion channel activity. The coding region runs from base 1 to 2790 and encodes 929 amino acids.